AUGACGCCAAAGACCAACCUUGAGAAACAAGCUGCAAUGAUGAAACCCGAGGGAGCCACUCCGCUGCCGAAAGCUAUCCACAGUUUGAGCCCAGAAAGCUGCGGCGAUGUACCUUCAAAGAAGCCCCCUCGAGUCAGGUACCGAACUGACCUGCGCCACCGAGACUCCAAGAAACUGCUUACUCGGAUGUUCUCGGACUCUCCUGGGAGUCUACAAGGUGAAGACCAAGGUGAUGAGCCAACAUUCGACCUAGUGACGACCUACUAUACAGCGGUCCAGGCCCCUCAACCUGAUCUGGGACUUCAAGCUAAUGUUCUUCUGGAAUCUCCAACCUACCAAUUGAACAUCUAUUCCCCAGCAAUCAUCCACGCCCUGCGAAGUAUCGUCGAAUACUAUCCUGCUCAGGAUCUAACAGCCGAGGUACUCGAGAUACAAUGGCCUUAUUCGAUUUUGGCCCAUCAUUACGACGAGUUAUCUGCGUAUCGCGACGGCCAUAAAGACAAAAGCCCAGAGACCGUAUGUAGGCGAAAGCGAAAUACUGUGGAAGACCUCGCACUGCUGCUCGAGUUUUUGGACGAGAAUAUCAUGAAGGAGGUGAGGGCCGAACAGGAACGAAAUCGGAGAGGUGCUUACACUUGGGAGCAUGCAUGGGUUAUGCAUAGGCCAGGAGCCACAAUGUUGGUCAAAUCGAGGGAGGAGACUGACUUCGCCAUCAGAGUGGUGAGGUCCAUAGAGCGGGGGCCACAUGCUUGGACUCUACGAUCGUGGUCACUGGACUAUGAUGGCAUACACCUCGGCCGUACCGAGACUGUGAGCACUGUGCCAAGGUUUGGUGGCGAGGGGGGUAUGGGGAAAAUCUUCUUCAUUGAUGAGAAUGCUGAGGAAGACGAGAUCAAGAGCCUUGAUGAGGAACUACAACAUCACCUGGAAGAGGGUAAAAAGUUCUGGAAUCUUAUGCACAAGCAGUGCCAGUACUAUAAAGGAGAGAGCGCACAAUUUCCCUUUAACGAAAUGGAUGGACUCGUAAUGUCUGAUUUGAAAACCUACUACGAGCAAGAGCCCGACAAAGCACCUGACCUCCUCGGUCACGAUGACCUGCGUAACUGGACGUCAAACUGUGAUUGUCUGGCUUGCAGAAACCAACAUAGCGAUCUCCGGGUAAAGGAUGGUGUUAUGUUCGAUGAGUACCAAAAGUUGACGAUCGAGGUGAAUUCCAGGUUGACUCCGCACCAAUACCUGGUGUGUCCACGAGUCAUUAAGGCUUACGUCUUCCGUACCCGGAGAUGGGAACCGCUCCAUAUACGCCACUUUCGGAAGCCUCAAUGGAAUCAGGACCUGAUGAACAGCCUAGUGAUGGAUGAGGGCAAGAAGACGACUCUCAAGGCACUCUCAAAAAGCUAUGCUCGCUUGAACAAGCGAGACGAACGACUCGAGCAAGAUCUCUGGUCAGCUGAUUUCGUCAAAGGGAAAGGAGCUGGUCUCGUGUUCCUGCUUCACGGACGACCCGGCGUCGGGAAAACUUGCACGGCAGCAGUGCGGCUGAUAGUGUUCUGCAUGUGGAUAGGAUUUCUCCGAGCGUUGGAAAGCUAUGAUGGCAUUUUGUUCCUCACGACCAACCGGGUUGGUUCAUUCGAUGACGCGUUCAUCUCGCGUGUCCACAUCCAGAUCUAUUAUCCGGAUUUCGAUGAUGACCAGAGAAAACAAGUCUGGAAAACGUUCAUGGACAAGUUGUCCAAGGAGCGCGGAAGCACGAUGAGGCUGAACAUUGACGCGAAAGAGUACAUUGCUAGUAAGCCAGUGGCCGAGCUAAAGUGGAACGGGCGAGAGAUCCGAAACGCCUUCCAGACUGCCGUCGCCCUAGCCGAGUACGACAACGAGAAGGACGAGGAGGGUCGGGUCUUAAUUACGGAUAGCCACUUUAAAGCCGUGACAGAGCUCUCCCGCGACUUCAAAAACUACCUGCACGAGCUGAAGAAGGGUGAUGAAAGCAAGCGGGCGGAACGGAGGAUGGAGAGGCUGGAUACAUACGGGACUCUUGUCAAAGGCAAGUGA
Thyridium curvatum is the source of this 2052-nucleotide messenger RNA. RefSeq lists its product as uncharacterized. The record is from RefSeq and is a predicted model, not a curated record. The transcript has 5 exons. Bases 1 to 2052 code for a protein of 683 amino acids. Lineage: Eukaryota; Fungi; Ascomycota; Sordariomycetes; Thyridiales; Thyridiaceae.